AUGACUAUCGACGAAAAAACGCCGAAGCAAAGCUGCGAAGUCGUCAAGGUCGAAGAUGCUGGACUCUCCGAGGCCGAUGUGUUUCUCCAGAGCUACCCGCUGCUGCGGGAUAAGUCGAAAGAUGAACUUGACAGGCUGAACAAGGCCGUUUUGAAGAAGCUGGAUUGGAAGUUUCUUGUCAUGAUCACGUUGAUGUUGUUGAUGAAGUACGAACCGCUCUAUCUCGACCGCAUCAAUGUCUCCAACGCUCGACUCGCUGGCAUGCAACGGGAUAUGCACAUGACCGACGUGGAAUGGUCUGCUGGUAUAUCGCUUUUCUAUGUCGGAUACAUCAUCUCGCAGAUUCCCGCCAACGUUAUCAUGGCCAAGCAGAAACCGCGCAUCUGGAUGCCGUGCAUCAUGCUUGCAUGGUCAGCCGUUACAAUCUGUAUGCCAGCGUGCACCCGGCCAUGGCACUUCAUGCUAUGCCGCUUCCUGGUAGGCUUCACAGAGGGUCCGUUCCUCCCCGUAGUGGCCCUUAUGACGUCCAGCUGGUACACCAAACAAGAGAGUCCCUUGCGCAUGGGCAUCUGGCAUGCCGGAAACAUUGUCUCAAAUGUGUUUUCUGGUUUACUUGCGGCAGCUGUCCUGACCAACAUGGACAACAUUGCAGGGCUACAUUCGUGGCAAUGGUUCCUCCUCCUUGAGGGAAUUGUAUCCAUUAUGGUUGCUAUUCCCGGCUUCUGGUUGCUUCCGAACUUCCCUAACAACACUGGAACAUACUACUUUAGCCCCGAAGAGCAGCAGAUGGCGCAGUAUCGGCAAGCGGUAUCUUCUGGCAGUGCAACCGAGGACGAUGAGGGCGACUACCUGGGCGGGUUGUGGCAAGCCGUACGAGAUCCAUUUACGUGGUUGUUUGCGGGGAUUCAUUUCUCGCUCAUAAUCGCGCAGUCAUUCAAGGACUUUUACCCGUCCAUCAUGGAUACUCUGGGAUUUAGCAAAGUCGAAACGUACCUGGUUCAGGCUCCGCCAUAUGUCAUAGCAUACUUGGUCACGCUGGCUGUAUCAUGGUCCUCUGGGCGCAUGCUCGAGCACGGAUACCACAUCAUUGGCGCUAUCUCGACCACUCUGGUCGGAGCCGUCAUCAUGAUUAGCACUCUCAACACUGGCGCGCGGUACUUUUCGAUGAUUCUGCUCUGCUGCGGUCCGUUUGUGGGCCUCAACAUCCAGCUGUCCUGGGAAACUACAGUCGUACCUCGGCCGCGCACCAAGAGAGCAGCGCUUAUUGCCAUUGCCAAUUGCGUGUCGAGCGUUAGCCAUUGGUUCACACCGUAUUUCUUUCUGAGAAACCAGGAGCCACGCUACGAGACGGGAGGCGGUUGCAUCAUUGCCGGGUGUGGCUUGACAAUCGUACUGUGUGUAGCGACAAAGUGGUAUUGCGGUAAGAAGAACAAGGCUUUGGAUGCCGAGGAGGAGCGUACGGGAACUGCCAGUAGCUGGAGGUAUGCGUCGUAG
Molecule: messenger RNA, 1494 nt
Organism: Exserohilum turcica Et28A
Lineage: Eukaryota; Fungi; Ascomycota; Dothideomycetes; Pleosporales; Pleosporaceae
Exons: 2
Coding region: 1-1494 (497 amino acids)
Biological process (GO): transmembrane transport
Cellular component (GO): membrane
Molecular function (GO): transmembrane transporter activity
Source: RefSeq, a predicted model, not a curated record